Messenger RNA from Brassica rapa (field mustard), 4166 nucleotides. RefSeq names its product probable mediator of RNA polymerase II transcription subunit 26a. NCBI's taxonomy places the organism in Eukaryota, Viridiplantae, Streptophyta, Magnoliopsida, Brassicales, Brassicaceae. Gene Ontology annotation, cellular component: nucleus. The record is from RefSeq and is a predicted model, not a curated record.
AUUUACUAACCAGAAAUUUAUGUUUAAUUAUAUUACAGGCUGUUCUAAAUUGUGUCCUUUUGUUGGUUUAUCUCGUGUCUUCGUUUGUGUUAUCUUAGUUGGCUCCAAAAAAUCUUUUCAAAAUUUCUGGGAUGACGAUUAUGAAACCAUCGGCCUCUUUGGAUACUUGGAGGGACUAUUUUCAUCGAGGAGAUUCUGAUAUCUUUGGGAUCAUCGAGCAUGCCAUUAUGGUCGCUGCCACUGAUUCCCCAGUGGAGCUCAAAUCCAGGAGAGACGCAAUCAUCGAGCUUCUCAUGAGAUAUGACCAGCCCGAUCUGUCUAAAGCUGGUGACAAAGAGACCAACAAUAGCCGUAAGACCGUGGAGGCAGAUGAUGGUGGUCAUGAAGAAGAUGAGGCGAAAUUGAACGUUAAUCAAAUUGUUGAUGAGGUCAUGAGGAUCAAAGAUAUCUUGUUAAACAAACAUGUUGAGCUAUCUGUGUUAUUCAAAUCCCUGACAAAGCUUGCCUCCAUGUCUAUCAGUCUGGAUCUUAUUAAGGGUAGUGAAAUCGGAAAGGCUGUUAAUCGCUUGAGGAAACAUGGUUCCGAUAAUAUUAGCAAACUUGCAAAGACUCUUAUUAAAAAGUGGACAGAGAUGGUGGACCAAUUGAUAAACACACCUAAGGAAGUUGCUGCUGCCGAUGAUGGGAUGCCAGAGUCUGCAACUUUGUCAAUAGUUGAUGAAGCAGAAAACUUUCCUUCUCUUCCGCAUGACCUAGAUCUUUAUGCGGAACCUACUGUAUUAGAACUCUCUCAGUUCUUAGAUUCCUUGGACUGUGAUGGAAGUGAGUUAAUAGUAUACUCUUUAGUAUUUUAUUCUCUACUUGAAACUCUUCCUAUAUAUGUUUACACUCAUGGGAUGGUUUCAGAUCUUCCUGACUUUGUGGAGCCCAAACAUGAAAGAAAAGUGCAAAGUAGAAUGAUUAGGAGACCUGUUGGUACAUGUGAAGCCAAUGUGGUUGGGAGGGACACAAAUAAUCAACAGAUGAGGAGAAAAGAAGCUGAUGUUAGACCUAUGAGGCACUCAGCACCCGUUCUUGACGAGACUAGAAGACAACCAAAGCAAACCAGAGAACAAAUGGUACGUACCAACCAAAGAAAGCCGAAUGAUGUUGCUGAGCAGAAGCGGAAACUUGCUGGAUCUCAACAAGAUAAACUCAAAGUUCUUGAUCAAGAGGCAAAGUUUGAGAAUGCAAAGCGGAAACUCCAAGAGAGCUACCAACAACAUGAGAAGGCCAAGAGACAGAGGAAGAUACAAGUACUGGAAACUAUCCCAAAUCAAAGCAAAGCGCAGAGACCUCUACUCAAGAGACCCGUGCGAAGAUAGUUACAUUUUUCUUUGGGAGCAUGAAUUUAUUCUAUACAGUUACUAUGAUGACCAUUCGCAGCUUAUGAUCGAAGUUAACAUAUUAUUCAUCAUGAUUUCUGAUGAUAAUUUGUGUAACUCUAAUGUAGAAAACUUCAAUGAUUUGCUAGUUGUCUUGUAAACAAAGAACGGGGAAGAUCUUCAUCAGUCCCUAGUCAGGGCCUGUCUUAAGAUUUGAAGAACUAUAGACAAUUUAUUUUAACAAUUUUGAGGGAUUAUGUUUAAGUAGAUGACCUCUUACAAUUUUGGGGUUUUAUAUAAUGUUUUACCUGUCUAUGGCUCAUGAUAAACUGAAUGAUAUUAAACUGAGUUCGGUUUAUUAUUGAUCUCGGUUUACACGAACCAAAUCCAACAAAAACGGUCGAUGACAAAUGUUGACCCCGGUGGUAACCGGUUUAAAAACGGUUUGGUAAUCCGGUUUAAAUGCGGUUGCGAUUUAUUUAUAUCGUAUCAUGAAUUGUUGGGAUUGUGUGAAGAAGUGGAAAAAUGGGGAAGCAGCCGGUGAACCUAAACAUAUUGCCAAUUACAAAACAAACUUCAAUAUUUAAUUGACAGAUCUUCUAUUUUAUAUAUAUAACAACAUGCAGUGCCGUGCGAAGAGUUUUAGGGGCCUAAGUCAAGUUUUAAAAAUAAAUUUAUUUACAACCGUAAUAAAAAUAAUUUUCUAAUAUGAUAUAUUAUUUUCACCAAAUACACAAGUCUAAUACUGUAAAAGAAUAAGUUUAUAACGUAAAUAUGUUAUAUUAUGUUAUAUAAAAAAAAAUACAUGAAUUCAAAAAAUGAAUUAAUUAAUUUUCGUAAAAAUAUAUUUUUUAAAAUAAGUCUAAACCACUAUAUUAGAAAUUAUUUUCAAUUUUAGGACCCUAAAAACAGUCAUAUUAAUCGGGGGCCUGAGGCGAAUGCCUUUUUCAAUACACUGUAGGCACGCUAACAUGUUAGGUUAAAUAUUUUCUAAAAUGCUUGUAACCUAAAACUUGUCAAGGCCGACUCUGAUUUUUACCUUUGUCGUUGUUUUUCUUUUAAUACUUAGCUACACUGUAGUUUCUGUCCAUGCUUCAAUAUGAACUUGGUCCAAAAAAACAGUACAUUUUUCUGAUAGCGGUAUUUACGUUUGGUUCACGAUGAUGUUAUAUAGAUUACAAUUGCCAAAUUUCCAAAGUCAUGAAUAGGUUUUGAGUAGUCCACGUAAACUAAGGAUAUGUACGAGUUAAUUUAUAGCUAAACUAGUCUCAAAUAAAUGGUAAAAGCAAGAAGUUAACCUGUCAUUGAACUCAGAACGUGGAGUCGUUUAUAUGGACUUAAAUACCAUUACUUUAUUUUUAUGGCUCUAAUACUAUUAAGAAAAAAAAAUACGCAAGAGAACUAAGCAGGAAGAGGGGAGUAAGAGAUACCUUACCGCCACUGCAUAGAAUCUCGUUGCACUCACCGCGCCGUCCGUCAGGAACCGAGACAAUGCUGGUGACUUUCCCCCAGGUGGCCAGAGAAGAUUGAGUGGUAUGGAGAGGCCAAAGAGCGAGAGUAGGGUCAUUAUAUACCAUAUUCCUCUGUAUACAAUCACUUCUGUUCUACUCAUUUCAAUCGUCUCCAUUGUAUGAUAUAUAUGUUCUCUACUCUCUUACACCCUAGCCUUGCUAUCAGUGCCGUCCCAUAAUUUGGAGUGGCCUGAAGCACAAAAAAAAAUUGGGUGGCCUAUUAUAUAAAUACCAACAAUAUAUAGUAAUACACUAACACCAAAUCAGUACAAAAGUGUAAAAAGUAAACAAAUGGUUAAAAUAAAAACUAUAUUGGACAAAAGGAGGAUCGAACUAUGGUAUCCUAACUCAAUUCAAACUUGUUAACGAUUUGACCUAGCUAAUAUUUGGUGAUGUGUGACCUUAUAUAUUGUGGCCUAAAGCAUAUGCUUUACUUGCCUUAUGGCAGGGACGUGCCUGCUUGCUAUAUAUAUAUAUAUAUAUAUAUAGUAAUCAGUAAGUAAUAGGCAGGGACUGAACUAGGGCUAUUGAGGGGUUUAAAUUAUGCAGUACUAAGAGAUCUUUACAAUCACAACUGACAAAUAACUUUUAAAUAUCUAAAUAAAUAGACGGUGUUUAAAAACUAAAUCGUUGAAACUUUAUGGUGAUUUUUUUGUUCCUCGCAAUUUAUACCAGUUAUGUUGAAAUUUUAGUCAAAUUAUUGAUAGGUAUAUUUCAUUUUUUUCCUCUAAAUUCUUUAUGGAGGAAUGAAUUCAUAAAAAAAAAUUUUUCCUCUGCAAUUUUAAUGAGAAACAAAAUGAACAAAAGUUUAUAUUUUUUUAUUUUUUUUCAAUUCUUAAAAUGAAAUGAAAAUUUUCAGUUUAUUCAUUUUUUUUUCAUUCUUCUAGUGGUCACCAAUUGAAGCCUUAAUAAAAAAAAUUCUUGGGAGAAUUAGGAUUUCCAAGAAGAUCUUCUAUCCAUGAUCACAAAAUUAACCAAAACAAAUAACAAAUUUAUUUACUAAAGUCACUAUAAUGUUAAGGAAAAAAUGGAAAAUAUCAUUUAAGAAAGUUGUAGUAGUGGACAUUGAGUACUCUGUAGUUCUAGUAUCUCCAUAAAUAAUUAAACAUCUUAUGAUUGUCGUUGAAUUAGGAUUCUUGAUGUUUUUUUUUUUCAGAUUAUGCAGUGCUAAAUAAGAGAAUGACAAUCACGGCUAACCAAAAAAAAUGAAUAUACUUAUAUACGUUUGUAAAUACUAACAAAUUAAGUUAGAGUGUAUGCGGAUCAUCCUCAGAUCCUUUAUCUCCAUAAA